Molecule: messenger RNA, 1377 nt
Organism: Symbiodinium sp. CCMP2592
Lineage: Eukaryota; Dinophyceae; Suessiales; Symbiodiniaceae
Source: the annotation of a GenBank genome assembly
AUGUUGCGGCUUAUCAACUACGAAGUGACGGAGACUGAGAAGAAAGUUGAAAAGAGUGGCACAAGCCCAGACUGUGAGGCCGGCAACAUCUUCUCCGGAGGUUCAGGUGUAGAGAAGACGGUGGGCCUCUUCCAGCUCAGCCCCGAAGCUUCACGUGAGGACGGGUUUUGCAGACGGGAAAACCCCAACAUCGACUCCUUCCAAGACAUCGCCGAGUCGCGCGCGCUGCGCGAGGUGGUGACGGAGGUGCUGACGAACCACUGCGUGUACGGUGCGCUCAGAGGAGCCACAAGAAGCGUUUGCUCUUCCAUCGCCGAUCUGGCAUUUGCAGUCAUCAAGAGGCUUGGAGAGGCCCGGAAGCGGCAGGUGAAGACUGUGGUGGUCGACCGGAAAGGCGUGGGUGAGGCUGCCACCGGCGUGGCGGCAGGCUUUCUUCCGCGCGAGUUUCACAACGGUCUGGACGAUCAGCUCCACGACAGAGGCUUCCUGGAAAUGCGUAAAUUGGCUGCCGAGCUGGAACUCAAGUCUUACAAGCCCCUUCCCGGCUGGCUGGUGAGGCCCGACUCCAGCGCUGGGGCGCCGGCCGGCACCGCUCCGUGGCUCGAUGGCGAGGUCAGCAUCACCCAAGAGAUUGGCGAGGCCGCGCAAGUGGACCCCUCAGAGCUGACUUCGGCGCUCUUUGGCGCUUCAGGAGCAGAGCUCCGGCCCGGUGCCGUGCGAGGCAUCGAAGAAGCCAGCGACUGGGGCAACCAUCGCUUGACUGGAAUCCACAUUGAUGACGACGUCGAGCGGUGCGACGUGGCGGUCGUCGCCAUGGGUCCAUGGUCGGUGUUGGCGGAGGACUGGUUCCACGGCUUUCGCGUGCCGCUCCUUGGAACUCUGGGCUCGAUGGCCUUCUAUGAUCGGCCUGCCGGCAGCGUGCACAGCGCCAUCGCCAUCUCUCAGCAGGAUGACGAGGGCCGCGAUCUCAUGGUCACUGCUCGAGCUGAUGGGCAGGUCAGCUGCCUCGGGGUGCAGGGCGGACACAAGGUGCUGACUGGUCAGGACCUUCGACAACUCAACCCUGAGGAUGUGCUUCCUGUCCAAGAGGAUCUUGAGGCUGGUCGCAGUGCCUUCGAGCGAUUGUCGUCGCUGACUCGCGGUGAGGCGCCGAAGUCGACAGGAGCGGGUGUGCGCUCCGUCAUGACGAACCGCGCACCGAUGAUUGGACGAAUUCCAGGCUACGGGGGCACGGCUUACGUCGCCUGUGGCCACAACGCGUACGGGAUUCUUUGUGGUCCCAUCACAGGCAAGGCACUUGCCGAGGAGAUCCUGGAUGGGCAUUCCACCUGCGUGGACCUGACACCCUUCGAUCCUGCGCGACAUCAGCUUUGGUGA